Molecule: messenger RNA, 1219 nt
Organism: Nasonia vitripennis (jewel wasp)
Lineage: Eukaryota; Metazoa; Arthropoda; Insecta; Hymenoptera; Pteromalidae
Exons: 4
Coding region: 107-1108 (333 amino acids)
Source: RefSeq, a predicted model, not a curated record
CUCGCGCUUUCAUUUCCUUCGUCCCUUCGCGUUUGUGUCAGGCUGUCAUUCCAGCCGUCGUCGUCGCCCCGUCAAGAUAUCAUCGAAAGAAGGAAGAAGAAGAAAGAUGCCGAAAUCGCCAGCGCGCAGCGACAGCAAAGUCCAGGAGGACGAGGCUCGGAUUCUCCAGGCUGUCCAGCAGCGGCCCGAGAUCAUGAACACCCUCAACCAGAUCACCCGCAGCCACAAGAAGCAGCAGUCCACGUGGGACGACCUCGCAGCCGAGUUCGACAGCACGACCGAGGUCCUCAAGCGAGUCUGGCUGAAAGCUCGCCAGAGCACGGAACCGAAGAAGGAAGCCGUGCGCCCGAGAUCAGCGCGGUCCAGCCUGGCUGAGCCAACCCGGCGCUCACUUAGAUGCCAGUCCAUCGACAAGACCAUCUCCAUCGCGUCCACGACCGUGCUAUCCUCGGUCGCGCACCGACUAACCGAACGACUCCAAAGGCCGGAGAGCACUGACAACAGUUGCGCGACGAGCAGUUGCGGUGGUUCCCCGGCCCGAUCAGCAGGCAGUCGUCGCAACCUCGAAGCCAUCAACGAGACUUCGGACGACCUCAGAGCCGUGGCCGAGCCGAAACAGGAGCACGAGGAGGAGGAGAAGCCAGUGGAGAAGGAGGAUGAGAAGCCCGACGAGGUCGUACAACCGCAGCCAACGUCGGCCAAGGAGGAGAACGGCGAGCAGACUGCCUUCGUGACCGCGUCCACCUCGUCGAACCUCGCGAGAUACCUCGAGUCGACUCUGCCGGCCGAGAGCAAGCAGAGCCGCCCACAGCGAUUCUCCGAGCCGGCCCCGACGCCGAGAACAGCUCACGGCGUUAACAAUCCCCAGCGUCGGACUAACCUCUGCAACAAGGCUCUGAUCAGACCGAAGGGACAGCCCGUCAAUCCCGAAGAUCCGACUUGGGUCUUCUUCGAGAGCAUGGGACUGACCGUGAUGAGCUUUCCCCAGCACUUGCAAGCUUCCAUCAAGGUCCAGGUGUCCAACAUCGUUCACGAGAUGGAGUACGAUCUCAGCCUGCCCGGAAACACUCAGGUUGACAAGAGCGUCGCCGUCAUGGUCGGCAGUUAGGUUAGCUUCAGUUUAGGAGGAGUGUGUUCCUCCACGCGUUAUUGUUGUUGUUAUCGAGCUUGUUUGCCGUUCCAUUGUUGCGUUCAAUAAAAGUUUCGAUUGAUAAUCAGA